AUGCGGGCACUGUCGAGAAGCUGGGGGAUCAACAUUGUUGUGAUACCAGCCGACUCAUCCCUGGAACCCGAAGCCUUCACUACAUCACAAGCCAAGCAUACAGCUGCCUUGUGGCUGGAGGACAAACAUGUUGACCUGUUGGUGCCUGAGACGGGUACUGCUUACCCAGCAGAGCUGCUUGCGGUACGCUCGGCAGCGUCACUAGGCUUUCGAGCCGGGGGCAAAUCCGUUGCAUCUGUCUGCUCCAAGCCGGCCACGGUUUGGUCUUUCGCACCUGCCCCUUCGUGGAAAGCUCGCAAGUGCACAAAGGCCCGGACUGAGUGGAGUUCACAGUCGUCACAGGCACCCGCCCAGGCUUUGUCUAAGCCUCCCACCGUGUGGUCCGCCAGCUCAAGUGUUCCUGGCAGUGUUGUCGCUGGGCCUCCCGAGCCGCAGUGCAUUGACGACCUAGAUGCAGUGUCUGCCAGUGUUGCGUGCAAGCCACCCACAGAGCGCCAAGUGCAUUACUGGGGGAGGGCAGGGCUUCAGCUUGAUCGCAGUCCAGUUGCCAUUUGCUCCUUGUGUCCGUUCCGGGCCGUUGCCAAGUGUGUGGCUACCCGUCAGGCCAAGCUAUAUGCUCACUACAAGACCCACCAUCCAGGGCAGAUCCCGUCAGGGGUCCCGCACGGGAAGCGCCAGCCAUCCAUCAUCCAGGCGAAGGCCGGCGACAACUGCCAUUGGAGGUGCCCGCUUUGUGAUUUCGGCAUUGCUGCUAGGGAUGCCUUCUCUAAGAGUGCCGAUGCUGUGACUGCUGAUAAGCUUGCCCACAGAUGCGCCGCCCAUCCGAGGGUACCGUGGGCCAGAUUCAAGGCACUCGACCGCAAGAGCACCAUCGACAAAGCUGCUGUCACACGCCGUGGCCGUGAGAGUAUCAAACGCAUCGGUGCUGCCAGGGGAACGCCAUUGGAACACUUUCGGCUCUUUUGUUGGCCAAGGGCCACUCCUUCGAAGGUCUUUGCAGCCAGAGGUGGUCUCAGAUCAUCGUUUGGGUGGCUGUGUCUUGAGUGCAAAACACCAUUUCGACAGCAAAGUGAGGCGCUGUCCCAUGCCAAGCGUGGCCUCUGUGAUCGUGCCACUGCAAAGCGCAAAGCCAAGCGCCGAGUUGAGGCUGUUAAGACCCUCACCAAGGCCCAUGCCAAGCAAACUCCAGAGGGCCCGGUCAAGAAGCGGGAAAGUGUGUCGUCUGUUGAUGCCAUUUGCAAUUUCCUUGCGGCAAACGACGUGCACAUCUGCACCAUUGCUGAGGCUGACAUCAAUGUUGCAUCAGCCCCGGGUUUCCUUCGUGCCUGGAAAGCCCGUGGCUUUUACGCCGCUUUGUCUGUUCCUGAGGACUCCGGCCUGAGUCGAGUUGCCCUGGUCAGCUCCCUGCCUUUUCGACCGUUCCGACUUGCAGAGGGACACCAGGCAGCCGCGUCUGCCCAAAUUUCGGACAUCCUGGCGGCAUGCACUGCGGGCCAAGGACCCUUCGUGGUCGCGGGCGACAUGAACCUCGAACCGGCAGAGGCCGUCCUGGGCGAAGCCCUUGCAGCAGGGGACGCAAGCGGCAAGCGCCGCAUAGAUCACGGAGUUUGCCACUGGUCACUGGCGGCCAGUGCCGUCUGGCACUUGGAGCCGUCGUUCUCAGAUCACCUGUCGGUGGUCUAUGAGCUACCUCUUGACACUCCCCAGUUUAUGACUAUGCCGCCCAGGAGCAAGGUUUGCGAUGCAUCUUCUGACGACCUUGAGCAGUGGCUCGGUGAGGCUGAUUUUGAUCCGUUCUGGUUAGCUUUAGCCACGGGGGAUGUUGAUAAGGGUUGGCAAGAGCUUUCCAAUGUGGCCGAGAACUGCCUGUGUCACACGCGAUCGGGCGCGCUCAGGGCCAUUGCUGCUUCUUUUUCGAAUAAGGCUGCAGGGCCUGACUGCUGGCGUGCAAAGGACGUAGCACGACUGCCCAACCGGUGGUGGCACGCGGCCGCUCAACUGUGGCAGCAUGUGUGGGAUCGGGGCCAAGUGCCAAAGCUUUGGAGGUUCGCCAAGGUCACCUUGAUCCGCAAGCGAGGCGGGCCCAAAACCCGUCCCAUUACUCUCACUCAGGUAAUUUGGCGAGUUGGGACCAAGCACAUUGCACGUGCACUCCGUCCCUGGACCCUCAAAUGGGCUUCUUCCAGCGACCACGGUGGCCUUCCGGGCCGCUCCACUUCGGACGUCUUGUUUCAGCUCCAGGCUGCAAUCAAGCGGGGUGUCAACACUGCAGCAUUGAUGGACGUUGCUGGGUACUUUGAUUCCCUGAAUGUGCCGGCCAUAGGCAGAGUAUUCAAUCGAUUAGGUGCACCGCCCCAGUUGUUGCCACUCCUUGAGUCGUUUUAUUCUGAUGCCAAGCGGCUGCCCGCUAUCGCCAUUAGCGGCGGCAGCCUUAUCUCACUGCUUUCUUCCACCAAUAUCGGUGCACAAAUUUUCAUGGAUGACCGCACCCUCUGGAUUGAGCCCCGGGGCUCCCUUCAGGACCUUGAUGCCGCUCUGCUCGCAAGUGCAGACUUCGACCAGGCUUUCUCGUUACAGCUUGCGGAGGACAAAUGUUUUGUUGCAGCCAAGCAUCAUACGGAGGCCACUCGCCUCCUCGCUGACAAGUGGCACUUUAUGACUUGUGGAUCCCUUGAGCUUUUGGGUGUGUCCUUUGACUUUGAGGGAGCUGGGGCUAUCCCGAAAUUUUCGCUUCGAAAAGCGGUUCUCAGAUUGCGAUUGCUUCGGUGGACGCAGGCUGCAACCACUUCCCGAAUCAUGCUUGUGCGGUCGCUUGUCAUGCCUUGUUUGGCAUGGGCGGCAGGGUUUGCCAGACCGAGUGCCAAGGAUGUCCAAGCCGUGCAGCACGAGGUUCGCUUCUUGUUUAGCUCGGGGUACGGUGGGGAUGUGGCCACGGUUGCCUUUUACGAGUUGCUAGGAUGGGGGUUAGGCGUUGGCAUGCGCAACUUCCUGAGACUGAGAGCCUGCUGGCUCGCACGGGCUGGUGGUUCUCUCGUGACGCCACUGCUUUGUGCAGAAGGGAUGCUGCUGGAGCCUUCAGAACUGUUCACAUCGGCUUUGAAAGUUUUCGCAUCGUUCAGGAUUGGCUUGAAGGGUUCUACCGUCAACAAUACCUCAGCCGUUGCCGAAGAGUGUCCCAGAGCAUGCACAGGGUACUUGAGGAUGGUGUCGCUCGUGGUCUCGAGCUGCCGGCACCUCCGCUUUCGAAUCCGACUGCAAGGCCACAAACGAGUUCUCGCUGACAGAUCGUCGCUUUUCCAUCGUAGAGCGGCCUUUCUUUCAGGUGGCACCACGUGGCACUUCGAGAAAAGUGUGGGGCCUCGCCGUGACCAGCUGCACCUCCGGUGCCUGUGCGGGGCACUGCGACCGAGCCGUGCUCACUUGCUUUGGGUGUGCCCCUCCACUGCCGACCUCAGGAGUGGCCUCGAUGGCCCCAAGCACCGGGGCGAGGAGCGGUUAUUGGCCAAACACCUCGACGAGCCUCCGCUUCCACCGCCCGCUGUGGAUGCUGAGGGGCUGAUUGACGAAGCGGCUGAAGCCAUUCAGACCGAGCUGCAGGAGUCCACGUCCAUUGCGAUUGCGACCGAUGGUUCUGCAAAGGACGGCGUGGCGGCCCAUGCGGUCGUUGUGCAUCGAUGUGCCAAAGCGUUCGCUGGUGGCAACAGUUGUGAAGACCAGUCUUCGUUUCGAGCCGAGCUAUGCGCUCUACUCCUGGCCCUUAAAGCUGUGGUUGUGGCCGCUUCGCGUGGAGCCAGGGGGAGCAUCACGAUAGCUGUUGACUGUUCAGCGGCCCUUCAGGCUCGCUUUUCGUGUCCCUCUCUCCCAUUGUUUUCUGUUCAUUUCCAGCAGCUUUCUGCCGAGAUCCGCUGCUUUGGAAUUGAUCUUCAUUUCAUGUGGGUUCCGGCACACAAUCGCAAGGCGUCAUGGACCCCAACACACUCUUCUUUCAGCGCUGCCUUCUUGAGAUCCUUGAAUGAUGCCGCCGACCGUGCUGCCAAGGACUGUGUCGCUAGGCGGCUCAAAGGGUCUCUUAGAGAAAAAUGGGUGGCCGAGGCUACUCGUGUUAAAGUUUGGGAGGAGGCUGCG
This is a messenger RNA of Symbiodinium sp. CCMP2592, 4125 nucleotides long. NCBI's taxonomy places the organism in Eukaryota, Dinophyceae, Suessiales, Symbiodiniaceae. The record is from the annotation of a GenBank genome assembly.